AAUGGAAAUCCAUGAUCUCCCUAUUACACAACCACAACCAUAACCAAUACAACUUCCCACUCUCUAUCCCCCCCUCUCCCAUGCUCGCUAUGCUCGCUAUGCCCGCUGAACCCGCUGCGCCGUACAUACCUAGGUACUCCAAGCAACACAUAGCAACACAGCAGGGCAAAGCCGGACAAAAGAGACAUGGGGUAGUUUGAAGUUUCGGGCAAUUAGGCCUGUUAUAAACGCCCUCAUUCUUAUGUCGAUCAUCUAUACUUAUACCGUAAGGUACUACAGAGAAACCUGACCUAGGAUUACACCAACAAGAUGUUGAUCGUCCGGUGUCUACCGAUCUCUUUCUAGGAAAAAACCAUCUGAUCGAUCCUAUCUAUAUAAAAGAGAACAGCCUCCAUUGACUUUCCCGUUGUUUACGUACACUUUUGUUCGCUCACUACACGUGCAGUAAGGCAAUCUAGUCUCAUCUUACAUAGGAUCGAUCUAAACACAUCCAAUCGAUCCGUUCGUUCGUUACCCAAGGUACAUCCACAAUAUAUAAUCGAUUAAAAUGGCACCUCUACGUGUUCUCGCACCGGCCGCUUUCGUAGCGCUCGCUUCCGCGAUUAGCGUCUCGGACUACAUCCCGUCUUGCGGUACUCAGUGCAUUACCGAUACUGUCGACCAGCACACUACCUGCGAUGCCACCGACAACGCUUGCAUUUGCCGUGAGACUUACACCGUCAAGCGCGACGGUGAGGUAUGCUUGCGCCAGGCUUGCUCUACCACCGACUAUGGUGGUGUCAUGAGCGGGUUCGACAACUUCUGCAAGGCCGUUAGCGGAGAGCCGACUAGCAGUAGCAGCAGCUCAACCAGCAGCCCUACUGACACUCCUACCUCGAGCUCUUCCUACCCAUCCAGCACACCGUCUUCCACGGAGUCUUCCUCCACCGAAACCGGCAGCUCAUCCAGCUACCCUACCGAGACCGCGAGCUCUUCCUCCGGUUCCUCAUACCCUACUUCCUCCGGCAGCCAGUCUUCAGGCACUGGCUACCCGAGCUCUUCUGGCGGCGCUACUGGAUACCCCACAUCGACUGGCGGCAGCUCACCGUCCGGUCCCUCGUCGGGUCUGCCUAGCCCCUCGUCCUCGACUACUGCUACCCCGAGCCCGAUCCCCGGUAGUGCUGCCACCCGCGCUGAUGCGCGCGUCGGUGCUAGCAUUGCUGCGCUCCUGCUUGCUAGCGGUUUCGCUUACUUCGCUUUGUAAGCCGUUGCAACUAGCUGGCUAAUCGCGUAUGAGUGAUGAUCUGAUUUGAAUCGCGGGUUUAUGGGACAUCGGAAUAUUUUGAAGUUUGUUAAUGCCAGGCUGAAAAUGAAUAACCUAACCCUCGAGGAAGGGCUUAUCAUCGACCCUCCUAGUUGAGGAAUUCUUAAAAUUGAUAACUUGUAGAUAGCUUUGACCUAUGCGUGCGCUUUAUAUAAGGCAUGCGAGUAUAUAUAUUGAAUCCAUAC
Messenger RNA from Hypoxylon trugodes, 1488 nucleotides. RefSeq lists its product as uncharacterized. The coding region runs from base 548 to 1243 and encodes 231 amino acids. The transcript has 3 exons. The record is from RefSeq and is a predicted model, not a curated record. Lineage: Eukaryota; Fungi; Ascomycota; Sordariomycetes; Xylariales; Hypoxylaceae.